This is a messenger RNA of Perkinsus marinus ATCC 50983, 2327 nucleotides long. Its product is annotated as vacuolar ATP synthase subunit A, putative. The record is from RefSeq and is a predicted model, not a curated record. Lineage: Eukaryota; Perkinsozoa; Perkinsida; Perkinsidae. Gene Ontology annotation, biological process: proton transmembrane transport; vacuolar acidification. The transcript has 24 exons. Gene Ontology annotation, molecular function: ATPase binding; proton-transporting ATPase activity, rotational mechanism. Bases 1 to 2127 code for a protein of 708 amino acids. Gene Ontology annotation, cellular component: vacuolar proton-transporting V-type ATPase complex; vacuolar proton-transporting V-type ATPase, V0 domain.
AUGCACAAAUCUGUGACGCGAAUCAUCGAGGCUAGCACAAUAGACAGCAGACAGCAAAUACCCUGCAUUGCUGGGGUAGUUCUACAGUCGGAUCAGACGAGGUUCGCGAGAGUUUUAUUCCGAGCCACAUUUGGCAACACAUUCACAGAUUUCGUCCAAAUUCCGGAAGCACUUCGGGAUGCGAAAACUGGCGAAAAUGAAUAUUACAGCGUUUUCAUGGUCUACUUCCAGGGUUACUCUCCAACCACUGGAAGUAUGGCUCAAAAAAUACGUAGGAUAUGCACAGCCUUCGGUGCUCAUAUGUACCCCUGGCCACACAGCGAGUCGGAGGCCUCUGCCCGAAUGGGGGAUUUGGAUGAGCUUCUAGUUGACAAACUGCAAGCGUUGGAUGCCUAUAGGAGGUUCAUAGAGGAGGAAAUCGAACAUUUGGUAGAACCAGUUGGGAUCGGUGGAAAUUCUCUCAUUGAGGAUUGGGCUCUGUUUCUGGCCAAAGAAAAGGGCAUAUAUACUUUGUUGAACAUGUUCGAGGGCGACGUAACACUGAGAUGCGACUGUUGGUACCCAGCAGAAGAGGAGGAUGAUAUUCGCCAUACACUGGUUCGAAUGAGCUCUACUAAUAUGGUGGGAGCGAUGCUAUUGACUGAUCACGACCAGCUGUAUGCCGCUACGACGGGCCAGGAGGAGCAAGUCGCUCAUCGCGGUAGGAGUCCGCCGACCUACAUGAAGACCAAUGAGGUCACUCAAAUAGCGCAGGAUCUAGUGGAUACGUACGGCAUUCCGCGGUAUAAAGAGGCUAAUCCGGCGCUGUUCACCGUCGUUACCUUUCCCUUCCUAUUUGGUGUCAUGUUCGGGGACGUUGGCCAUGGUGCUAUGCUCUUCCUACUAGGGACUUGGGCUAUAAUUCAAGGACCGCAGUUGGACCGUUCCUUAGCUGUGUUACGCAAGAUGCGUUUCAUGGUCACGGCUAUGGGCUUUUUCGCCAUAUUCGCAGGUCUCAUGUAUAACGAUUUCUUUGCGGUGGGGCUCAACCUCUUCGGUAGUCGCUGGGAUUGUUCUGGUAUCACCUGCCGUCCAUUAUAUGAUACCACCAAUACCGGAAAUCAACAGGGUUCCUAUCCAUACACUGGGCCGUAUCCCUUUGGGUUGGACCCUGUGUGGCAUGGUGCUACCAAUGAGCUCGUGUAUGUGAAUUCGAUGAAGAUGAAGAUCUCAGUGCUUUUCGGCGUUGUCCAAAUGCUACUGGGCAUUUUUCUCAAGUUCUCUAAUGCGGUAUACGACCGUAGUGCUGUGGACUUCUUUUUCGAGUGCAUACCGCAGUUGGUAUUCCUCGUCAGCAUUUUCGGCUAUAUGGACUGGAUGAUUUUGUAUAAGUGGACCCGUGAUAUCUCUUUCAACCCAGCACCGGGCCUCAUCAACACCCUCAUAGCGAUGUCACUGGGUCAGGGUGUUAAGCCAGGCCAAGUUCUCUAUCCUGACCAAGGUUGGGUCCAGUCGUUGCUCAUAUUCCUAGCGGUAAUCAGCGUCCCUCUAAUGCUGGUGCCCAAACCAGUUAUACUAUGGUGGAAGCAUAGACAAUCUGACGAACAGUUCAUGCAACGGCAGCGAGCCCAUGCAGUGCGACGUCGUGACGAGGCUGGGCUUGGGCUUAUGGACCAUCAAACAGAUGCUGUGGAAAUGACUGUGGGAGGCUCAUCAUCAUCGACGAUAAUGAAGGCAGAGGCUGGCGAGGAUGAGGAGUUCGACUUGGGAGAUGUAGUUAUACAUCAGGUCAUCGAAACCAUCGAGUUUGUCCUUGGUACGGUAUCCCACACAGCUUCCUAUCUCCGUCUCUGGGCAUUGUCCCUCGCCCAUCAACAGCUCAGUUUGGUCUUCCUAGAGAUGACCGUCUUCCAUGCUAUGGCCAAUGGACCGUAUAUAAUCAAUGCCAUCGGAAUUUACAUAUCGUUCGCGAUAUUCUUCGGUAUAACACUAGCGGUCCUGAUGGGCAUGGACGUCCUCGAGUGUUUCCUCCACGUUUUGAGGUUGCAUUGGGUGGAGUUCCAGUCGAAAUUCUUCCGUGGUGAUGGUCAUAAGUUCGAGCCCUAUACCCACGAGAAUGUCCUUGAGCAAGCGACCCAGCAUACUUGACAGUCGCCGACGCCAUUUUAUGCAUAAUUGAUAGAGAUAAAUUUGAUAAGGAUCCUUGUGUUGUCUGUGAUGACGAAGAAUACCCUCUCCUUGCGAUUGGCUAUGAUGAUUGGUUGGUAUUAUGAAUUGCUUUUACCGGGGAUCGAUCUCGCGUACUACUAAUGAUUAGAUUAGUUGCUGCUGCUACUACACUUACAUAC